Molecule: messenger RNA, 1731 nt
Organism: Halichondria panicea
Lineage: Eukaryota; Metazoa; Porifera; Demospongiae; Suberitida; Halichondriidae
Product: anthrax toxin receptor-like
Exons: 15
Coding region: 126-1703 (525 amino acids)
Cellular component (GO): membrane
Molecular function (GO): signaling receptor activity
Source: RefSeq, a predicted model, not a curated record
UACAUACUAUACAUGUGUGGGGGAUUUCAGCAGUCACUGCCAGUAGCUAGGAUAAAAGUGGAGAUACAGCAAACUACCAGUUAUUAUAGCAGUUUAAGAUCUACCACAGUGACUGGAGACUCAUCAUGAAGCAUUGUGCAUUGCUGAAUGUUUGCAUCAUGGUAGUGCUGGCUGCUUUAGCUCAGCUCAGUGAGGCUCAGAUCAGCAACACUAACCGACCAGAGUGCCAAGGAGUAUUCGACUUCUACUUUGUGCUUGAUGCGUCAACGAGUAUUGGUGAAGCCUUUGGAACCAGUGUCGUCCCGUUUGUAGCCAAUGUCUCGAGUAGAUACAUCGAUCCCAAUUUCAAGAUAGCGUUCAUUACGUUUAGUAACGUGGAUAAUUCUCAAGUUGUACUACCGCUCACCAGGACGGCCGAUCAAGGUACGAUCCAAACAGCUGUCAAUUUCCUGGCCAACGACUUUGUGCCUGCAGGAGCCACUUUUCUAGCACCUGGACUACAAAAUGUCCAGUCUCAAAUUCAAAUGUUUGGUGGAGACACGGCCUCUGUUGUCUUGGUGAUCACUGACGGUAUUGCUGUUGAUGACACGUUUGCUUAUGCUGAGGCUAAUAAACUUCGAGGAGAAUUCGGAGCUCGUGUUUUUGCUGUCGGAAUAGGCCCCGAUCAGAUUGGGGCUGGUCAGCGGACACAGCUGGACAUUGUGACGGGAAACCCUAACAAUGUGUACAUCGGCAGUGACUUUGCUUACCUACCAGACGUAGUGGACGAGAUUAUCCGAGCUAUUUGUAUUGAGAUUACAUCAGUCAUUCCGGACAAAGUUUGCCUCGGGGCAACUUUUGAGAUAACCCUAAUAGGUAGUGGCUUUCUGGGUACACUUGAUCCACAGGGGCCCAUCUGUCGGUUUACAAGAGGGGACGUAGUCUUUGAGACGUUCCCGACCACACCCACCAACGAGACCACUAUCGUGUGCCCGGCCCCCAAGUUCACUUCUACUGGAAAUGUUAUUCUCGAAGUAAGUUUGGACAGAAUCUCGUUUAUCGCCAGCAGCAUUACCAUGGAGAUUGACGACUGUAAGACGAUAUCCGGAGUCACACCCUCCAACUAUUGCCGUGGGGAGAGACCUGACCGAGUUCAUCUUCAGGGCAAUGGUUUCCUUGCCAAUCUGGUCAUAUCAGCUGCACAGUGUCGAUUCACAAAGAACAACGGAGAAACAUUUACUCUACCGCUGGCCACCAUCACUGACACUGCAGUGGUGUGUCCCACUCCCAACACUGGCACCUUCUCAGGACGACUGUCACUACAGAUCACCACGACGGGGCAGUUCUAUAUCGAGGACAUACUGAUAAUCACUGUCGAGGAUUGCACGGGUGUGUCUGAUGUGAAUCCCAAUAGCUGGUGUUUCGAAGAUGUGGUUGAGAACGUCACUAUCCAGGGGUCAGGGUUCACAGAGGACAUUGUGGCGGGCAGUGAAGCAUGCGAGUUCAGUAUAUCGAGUGGAAAACAAUUUAUCUUCACGCCUAGUGUGGUGGAGGAUGGUAGAAUGGUUUGUCCAACACCAAACAUCAACUACACAGGUGCAAUGAAUCUUCGCAUUACUACUAACGGGGUUACUUAUAUCGGAGGAACUAGGACCAUUUACAUCAACGACUGCACGGUAAGGGAGUCACAGUUUCCCAUAAUUAUGCAUGCAUGUCUGUUAUAAUUAUUAUUAUGUGUAUAUCAUCAUUCAA